UGCAUGCUACGCCAGCAUUUAUUAGCGUUGCACGAGGUGUUUCGGCUUAAUGAGUGAUGUUGCGGUGUGGCGUGUAGAUACCCCGACCAGCUCCGCAAGCCGCGCUGCUCUGUUCAUGGUCACGAUGGCUGAACACGGAUUUCAUUUAUUCGUCGUGGCUUUUGCCUUAUUCACAUGCAUAUCGUUUGCCCAGGAUGAAAUUUAUGCAAGCCCUACACCUCUGGUGUCUCACUCUUGGACCACAGCCUUGUCGCCACCUUCCAUGGACACAGCCCCAGAAAUGGAGACUACUGGGGUUACCAUGGAGUCUGGUACCAUGGCAACAGAGUCGACAUCAAUCUCUCAGUUUACCUCAGACUUGGCUCCCUUGAUCACUGUCUCCAAGAACGGGAGGCCUUUCAUUGUGCCACUUUUUACACUACGGCGCACUGUGCCUACCAUACUUCCAGUGAAGUCUGCCUUCACUGAGUCUACAGAGGAGCUGUAUACAACUGAGUCACCUGUCACGCUGGGGGAAGAGCCAUUUCCGCUGGAGGAGCCCUUUCCACUGGAGGAGCCCUUUCCGUUGGAGCCCUUUCCGCUGGAGGAGCCCGUGACCGAGGAGCCCUUUCCGCUGGAGGAGCCAGUGACCGAGGAGCCCUUUCCGCUGGAGGAGCCAGUGACAGAGGAGCCCUUUCCGCUGGAGGAGCCAGUGACAGAGGAGCCCUUUCCGCUGGAGGAGCCAGUGACAGAGCCCAUCACUGAGCCUUUCCCGACGGAGGAGCCCAUCACAGUAACGACAGAGUCCAUUCCAACGGAAGUGCCUGUCACAAUGCCUUCCACCACGGUCAUAACCACUUCCACCCCAGCUACAGAGCUUACACCAACCAACAACUUGACAAUGGGCAACUACACCAUUGCAAGAGGGGGUGGCUCGUGUGUCAAGGCUCAGAUGGCCCUAAGAAUACGAAUUGCCUACAGCACAGUCUAUAGGAACAAGUCUAAUGGUACCUUCAUCAUCCAACCUGGUGAGACUGUCGCUACGGGAGGCUGCAGCAACUCCACGGCAACACUGCACCUCAAGUUUGAGGAAGGAGUGGUUUUCUUUCGUUUCCAGAAAAACGUGACCCUUGGUUUAGUCUACGUCAGCACUGUUGCCUUUGAGCUCACUUACCCUUUCGUCGAUGCAGAUCCUGAACAGGGAACCUAUAGAGCCAAGAAUGAGUCUCUGCAGAUGUUCAGUGCGGCAGUACACCAUUCCUACGCCUGCAGCAGCCAGUCCGUGUCAAUGGGACCUGGGCUCUAUCUGGAUGUGAGCCAAAUAAAGAUGCAGGCCUUGGAAUUUGACGGCAAUGAAUUUGGCCCUGAGGACCUCUGUCCUGGAGACAGGGACCACCAAAUCGCUCUGGUGGUAGGCGUCCUUGCACUUGUCGUCGUGGUGAUUGUCAUAGCGGUCUGUGUCCUCUGGAGGAGGAGGAGACUGGAUGGAUACCAACCCCUCUGAAAACCCUGGAUCCUCCACACAGUGACCUCUUCCCUGUGUCUAAUUCUGGACCUCUGCCUUGUUUUGCAGUCAUAGGCAUCUACUGCUAAUCCCUUGUCUGCUUUUACACUUUCAGCUUUGCUUUUACUGUACUGCUUGUGCCUUAGUGCCAUUUUUGAAGUUGUUGCUCUUUCAGGGCCUGGUAAUUCAAUGAAGGUUCUUGGUCCUUCAGAGGUUACUCUGUAUUACCCAUAAUUCAUCUAGUGUAAACUGAGGAUUGCUGUUCCUUGGGUGCAAAUUUGAUCUUGUAUGGCAUAAUGUGAAUAUUUGAGUGCUUAAGGCUUUAUAUCUGGGAAUGAAAUCCUCUAAGCUGUGUCCAUAGUCAUUUUUUUUGAUCCUUUCCAGGACUGGAUGUAACAUGUAUGGAAUAAAGGUCUCUCUUGGUAAAAUCAGCGCAUAAGCACAGCUGCUGCUGGUUCAACUCGCCUAAUGGAAAUAAACAUUGAAUGGUGGAGUAA
Paramormyrops kingsleyae is the source of this 1980-nucleotide messenger RNA. NCBI's taxonomy places the organism in Eukaryota, Metazoa, Chordata, Actinopteri, Osteoglossiformes, Mormyridae. The record is from RefSeq and is a predicted model, not a curated record.